Messenger RNA from Chenopodium quinoa (quinoa), 2466 nucleotides. RefSeq names its product histone deacetylase complex subunit SAP18-like. Gene Ontology annotation, molecular function: transcription factor binding; transcription corepressor activity. The record is from RefSeq and is a predicted model, not a curated record. NCBI's taxonomy places the organism in Eukaryota, Viridiplantae, Streptophyta, Magnoliopsida, Caryophyllales, Amaranthaceae. The coding region runs from base 38 to 637 and encodes 199 amino acids. Gene Ontology annotation, cellular component: nucleus. Gene Ontology annotation, biological process: negative regulation of DNA-templated transcription. The transcript has 6 exons.
AGAACUUCCCGGUCAUGGCUAACUAUGAUACACUAGUAUGUUAAAUAAACAAAGGAAAUUGGGCCACUGUAAAAUCAAAACGCUUUUCCUAUUGGGCCAAGCCCAAACUCAAACACAACACUCCCAAAAAAAAAAGGACAGCAAUAAGAGAAGACAGAGAAGCAAGAAAAUGGCGGGAGCAGCAGGAAUUCGCCGGAAAAUGCCGCAACGUCCACCUCCACCGCCAUCUGUACUUCCUCCUCGGCCGUCUAACACGCUUCCUCGCCGCCCAUUCUACGUCGAUCGGGAAAAGACUUGCCCUUUGCUGCUUCGGGUUUUCACUAAGGUUGGGAGUCAUCAUAGCAGGGAAGAUUUUGCAGUCAGAGGACAGGAGCCAAAAAAUGAAUUUCAAAUUUAUACUUGGAAGGAUGCUACUCUACGGGAGUUAACUGAUCUGGUAAAGGAGGUUACCCCAGCAGCUAGGAGGAGAGAUGCAAGGUUGUCUUUUGCUUUUGUGUUCCCGGAGAAACAAGGUCAUUUAGUGGUUAGGCUGGUGGGGAAAACAUUUUCAUAUGGUAGCGGGGAGAUGGAUGAUGGAAAAGCAUUGGCUCAACUUGGUUUUCAGAUUGGAGACUACUUGGAUGUGGCAAUUUUCUAGACUGAUCUCCUACAGCAUUAUUAAAUUCGCUAACCUAACUAAUUUGUCAGGACCAUGAUUAUCCGUCGUUAUUCUACUGAUAGAUUUGGGGUGCUUAAAUUCGGUCUUUUGGAAGCUUUACAGCUCCUGUGGUGAUUAACUGUCCUGUUGGAAGAAUAUGUAGAGCACAUUAUCUAGCACAUAAUCUCCAAAGAUACUUGUUUUGCCCCUGUGCAUAUAUUAAGUGAAAUGGGUAAAUACUCGUUCCAGCUAUGCUUAGGUUUAUGAGGAUGGUAACAGUGUUUAAACCUGUACUGUACAUUGUGGCUCGUGUGAUUUAGCAUCAAUUUGAGUUAUGGUGCUCAUUGAGUCGCAAGUUCACAACCUUAUACUGGCCACUGAUACUUGGCUUCUUACCGAAUGGAACUUGAUAACUAGAUAUCUAUUCUAUGGUCUGUAUGGGACAUGCAGCACUUAAUGCUGUUUAUUAGAUUAUUUGACAGGUCAGAGCAAGCUCAUAAAAUUAACAGGUCAGGACUUGGGUAUUUGACGUUCUUAUUGGUUUGAAAUUUGAAGAGCAAAGAUCCAUCUCAUUUGAAGCAUCAACUUAAGUAAGCAACUCUACUUCGCUAAUCAAUAUUCUACUAUAUUGUUAUUUUAACGGGAAAAUGAUAAAUAACUCGGCUUGAAUAAUUCUAUGAAAUUGUUUUUUUUUUAAUAAGUAAUUAAGUCUAUCCACGCGACACUGUCCUCCUGAGAAUGCAGCAGCAUGAAAGUUCAAUGCAUAGUGAGGAACUGAGGAUUGAAUUAGCAUCACUUAUUACAUAUUUGUUGCUUCAAACACAAGAUUUUUUUUUGUUCAGAUUUUUCUAGCAUUUUAGUGGAAGCAAGCAUAUUUACUUUUCUUUCAAAGGAAGGUGAAGUACAGGGGAAUCAGAAUUGGAUAUCAACUUUUUGAGUGUUGCCCCCUCCCCCCCUAAAAAAAUACCAAUUCUGGGUAGGAAAACAAUAAUCGUUGUGUGGUAUCUUUAUGUAGUAUUAACAUGUUGGUACAUGUUUGUGGUAGUGUCUUUUGGUCAUACGACCACUUCUUAAAUAUUAGAUGGUUAUGGUGGUCGGAUUAAGAUUCACAUAUCCAGGGAUUCCUCUCUUGAUCCUUGCUUUAUCACAUCAAUAUCUAUGAUAUCUUAUCUGGAGAGGAUAAUUGACAAGAAGGAAAAACAAUAGCUAAGUUUAUUCCCAAAUUUGUUUAUUCGCGAUCUAGUAUAAUCUCUAAGUGUGUAGGAUAUAUACUAAUCUCAUUGCAUAAUAUGAUACGAAUUCAAUAAUAGUAAAGAAUCCGAUGCAAAGAAGUCAUAAACUAGAAGGGAUGCCACUAUAAAUACCAUGUAGAGCUCAGCCUAUUUCUUUGCACAAUUCAAUUGAUCAUUCAUUCACAGAAAUAUUGCAAGUAUGAAUGGUUGGGGUGGUCAUAACUAUGCCCAUGAAUCGAGAGAUCCUAAGUGGCAGCCGUAUGAUAUACAAGAAGCACUCGAAUCAAAGCUUUCCUAAACAUGGUGACGAUGGUGGUGGUCAUGGAUCAGGGAACCCUUAUCAUGGUCAUCAUACUAUGUAUGGUGAUGACGGCGCUUAUGGUUAUGGCCAUCAUGAUCACCAUGCUAUGUAUGGUGGUUACGGUGGUGGUUAUGGUUAUUACGACCAAGGAUACUACCAUUAAAGGGCAUGCUCUUAAAGCUUAAACUAUCUGUCUAUAUAUAGUGGUUGUAGACUUGUAGUAUAAGGUAUAACUAAUUAACUUGUAAUAGUAUUAGUAUUAUUGCUAUGAAAUAAAGGGAUGAGUACUUCGUAUA